Phaeodactylum tricornutum CCAP 1055/1 is the source of this 801-nucleotide messenger RNA. RefSeq lists its product with no specific name. The coding region runs from base 1 to 801 and encodes 266 amino acids. NCBI's taxonomy places the organism in Eukaryota, Bacillariophyta, Bacillariophyceae, Surirellales, Neidiaceae. The transcript has a single exon. The record is from RefSeq and is a predicted model, not a curated record.
AUGUCGGGUCGAGGUGGCGGACGGGGCGGUCGCGGUGGACGUGGGGGACGCGGCGGGGCCCCUUUGACGGGUGCCAAACUGUUUCUGAAGCGCUCCGCUCAGGAAGCCGGCUUGGACGAUCGGAAUCUUAAUCAAUUGCAGGACAUUACGCGUCCCCUUCUCUUUCCGACCUACCGGUGGCAUACCGAAAAGGCCACGUACGAAGACUCCGAGAUCGUCGAUCCACCGACACUCGUUCAUCCCAAACGAACCGCAUCGCAGGUUUAUCUCAUGAACAAGCAACGCGAAUGCCGGGAACGCUUCCACAAAUCCGCACACUACGUACAACCAUUACCAACGGUCGACGUUGUCCGGUACGGACAAAAGAACCGACACGUGGCGGUGGAUGUGGCGGUCCUCGAGUCCAUGGGACAACAACACCAUCCCUACAAACUCGCAACCGACAGUCGCUACAUGCCACCCGAACUCUUUCGCGACUCCCGUCACAUGGCCGGCAAACACCCACCAACAUACACCGAUACCAAUACGCGGGUCGAGAUAUCGGGGGAUGAUUUGCCUGUGGAUACCAACGACGACACGGAUAACGUCGUCCAGGACGCGGCGGCGAGCGGUACUACACCCGCCAACGCAACCGCAGCCAACGCCGGAGUCAAGGAGGACGACGAAGAGGACGAGGAUCUCGUACUAGAAGAACCAGAAGAGGAAGAAAUUGAAGAUUAUACCAUGAACUAUUACGAAAGCGACAACGAAUCGGGUGGUGAUGGUGGUGGCGGAGAAGAUGGCGGUGAAGCGACAUUCUAA